Colletotrichum destructivum is the source of this 429-nucleotide messenger RNA. RefSeq lists its product as uncharacterized. The transcript has a single exon. NCBI's taxonomy places the organism in Eukaryota, Fungi, Ascomycota, Sordariomycetes, Glomerellales, Glomerellaceae. Bases 1 to 429 code for a protein of 142 amino acids. The record is from RefSeq and is a predicted model, not a curated record.
AUGGAGGACGCAGCACACCCAAAUUUAGCCAAGCAGAUUAGAACAUGCUUCGCGCUUAGCGCAAACCCAUCGCCACCUUGCCAAGUUAAGGAGAAUGUCAAGCCGGCCGACCUCAUCAGGCAAGCCAAUCUCGAACAGGACAUUCAGCCGGCCUGGUCUCAGAAGCGCGUCUUCAACCAUAUCCCUACGAUUCAUCGUUCCGAUGACGAGAAUGUUUCCCAGCUGAUUGACGCUAUCGAGAAUUGGUUGACAUCGAAUCGCGACGUGCCCGCAAUAAUCGAACCCCAGAUGAGCCGCCGCGUCUUCUGGUGGGUCCGCUUACACACACUCUCGACCGCGCCUGUCGGCACCGUGUGUUCGAUCUCCCCUUCUCCAUCCGGGACUACCAGAUCACUGUCAGAAUGUACACGCCAACAUCAACGACCGUGA